Messenger RNA from Entrophospora sp. SA101, 453 nucleotides. The record is from the annotation of a GenBank genome assembly. NCBI's taxonomy places the organism in Eukaryota, Fungi, Glomeromycota, Glomeromycetes, Entrophosporales, Entrophosporaceae.
AUGAAAGCAAUUACACUUGAACAAAGAGCUCGUAUUUACACUCUUAUUCAAGAAGGAUACUCUAGUCAUGAGAUUGCAUUUCGCGAAAAAAUUAGUCAUUCCACUGUUGUAAGAAUAAAACAAAGAAAGGAAAAAACAGGAAGAACUUCUAGUAAACCUCUACCAAAUGGAUAUUGUGCUCAUCAGAUGCCUGAAAUGGUGGAGAUUUGGAUUGAUGAAUUAAAAAAUGCUUCACAGAGUCCUAGUGAAAUUUUUAUAGAGGAAUUGCAGACAGCCCAUGACCUUUUAAAUGAGCAAGAAUUUCUAAAUUUGGCAGAUAAAGUACAAUUCGGUAUUGAAAAAGCUUUUGAAGCAUUCAAAAAGUGGAUGAUUGCUUGUACUCACCUUCCAUUUUGUAUAUGUAGUCUUGGAGGAGAGAGUGGCCCUGAAUUUGCUCAAGCUGUUAACCAUAUA